Molecule: messenger RNA, 399 nt
Organism: Rotaria sp. Silwood2
Lineage: Eukaryota; Metazoa; Rotifera; Eurotatoria; Philodinida; Philodinidae
Source: the annotation of a GenBank genome assembly
AUGGCAUCAAAAAUGGAAAAACUUAAAUCAAAAGCUAAUGAUGCUUUUUCAGCAGAACAAUAUGAUGAAGCAAUUGACUUAUAUACACAAGCAAUAGCACUUGAUGAAAAUAAUCAUUUUCUUUAUAGUAAUCGAUCAGCUGCUUACACAAAAUCUUAUAAAUAUAAAGCAGCAUUGAAAGAUGCAGAACAAUGUCUUAAACUUAAACCGGAUUUUGUUAAAGGUUACUCUCGGAAAGGUGCAGCAUUAUUACUUCUUAAACGAUACGAAGAAGCAAUUAAUACUUAUGAAGAAGGUCUUGCAAUCGAUUCAACUAAUGAAACAUUAUUAAAUGAUCUUGAAACAGCACGAAAAGCUGCCGUUAGGGGAUCAAAAGUAUCGUUGCUUCUUGUUUGUUAA